Carica papaya (papaya) is the source of this 906-nucleotide messenger RNA. RefSeq names its product aluminum sensitive 3 (gene ALS3). Gene Ontology annotation, cellular component: plasma membrane. The record is from RefSeq and is a predicted model, not a curated record. Gene Ontology annotation, biological process: response to aluminum ion. Lineage: Eukaryota; Viridiplantae; Streptophyta; Magnoliopsida; Brassicales; Caricaceae.
GCAGAUAGUGAUAGCACGAGAUCCUGCAAGUAGUAUUAUCAGGGGAAGGUCUCUUCUGUACUUUAAAUGAUAAAUUCUCCCUCUCCAUAAACACCGAAGAAGAAAAAGGAGAAAAUGGAUCUGGAUUGGUUAACGGAGUUCUUGAAAGGUAUGCUGAAACCAGUUGCUGCAACUGCGGUGGUUCUCAUGGCGGUUUUGUUAUCGUUUAUGCAGAAGCUUGGUCUGGAAGGAGAAAUGAUUUAUUCUAUUUUAAGAGCCUUUUUACAACUCUCUGUUAUUGGCUUUGUUCUUCAGUUCAUUUUCAACCGGCAAAACAUUGCUUGGAUCAUUCUCGCUUAUCUUUUCAUGGUAUCUGUAGCCGGUUAUACGGCGGGAGAACGUGCUAAGCAUGUACCGAGAGGAAAAUAUAUCGCCGGAGUUUCUAUACUCGCCGGAACUUCAAUCACGAUGUUCUUACUGGUUAUUCUUCGUGUUUUCCCUUUCACUCCUCGUUACAUCAUCCCUGUCGCCGGUAUGAUGGUCGGAAAUGCCAUGACUGUCACUGGAGUCACCAUGAAAAGACUUCGCGACGACAUCAAACUACAGAUGAAUCUGGUGGAAACAGCAUUGGCGCUUGGAGCAAAUCCAAGACAAGCAACAAUGGAGCAGAUGAAAAGAGCAUUGAUUAUUGCAGUAUCUCCAGUUUUAGACAAUGCAAAGACUGUAGGAUUGAUUUCUCUUCCCGGAGCAAUGACUGGUUUGAUCAUGGGAGGAGCUUCUCCUUUGGAAGCUAUUCAGCUUCAAAUAGUUGUAAUGAAUAUGCUCGUACGUGCUUCUACUGUAAGCACCAUAGUUUCUACUUAUCUCUCUUGGCCAGCUUUUUUCACAAGCGCUUAUCAGCUUCAGAAAGUCUUCUCUUCUGAUUGA